UCCAGUAGGCGAUGGGUUGCAGCGCCGCCAAGAACCUGGCCGUGGAGCCGCUGAACGGGGGCGCUUCUAUGGGCAACGGUGAAUCGCAGCUCGGCGAAGUGCGGAAGGUAUCGGUGACGAGGCGCGCGUCCGAGGUGCCCGCUCUGGAGGGAGUCGAACCCCAAACGGAGAUGCUCGAGAACGGAACGGUGAACAAUAUGCACGAGAAAUCGAACGGACUGUCGUUCGAUAUAGCUUUUGGUGAGGAAGCUGACGAGAGUAUAAUCAAGAAGCAUCCGCCGAAGAGGUUCCAACGUCUCGAGGAGCAGCAGCAGGAGGAGACGCCGAAUCUCUCGCUGGCCAAGCUGCAGGAGAAACUCGACGAGGCUGAAAUCCGAAGACAACAGAUUUUGAAGCAGAGGGUGGCUUCCGCCAAAGUGCGUACAGCGAUUCGCAGACAGAACAAUGUGAACAACGAUGACGGUCUGCCGGAACCCUCCGACCUACUCAACGUUCCUCCAGACAUCCCGAAAACCCCUUGAAUAAGUUGCACAUCUCUUCCCUACAUUCAGAUCCGUUCCAUAUCGAUGACCGAAUUCGGUGAUAUUAGAACAAAAUCGAUUAUUUUAAUUGUAUGCGCAACUUCUUUUUUCUUUAUACAACUGCAGUGAAA
Molecule: messenger RNA, 652 nt
Organism: Nicrophorus vespilloides
Lineage: Eukaryota; Metazoa; Arthropoda; Insecta; Coleoptera; Silphidae
Exons: 3
Coding region: 12-521 (169 amino acids)
Source: RefSeq, a predicted model, not a curated record